Molecule: messenger RNA, 1497 nt
Organism: Aspergillus calidoustus
Lineage: Eukaryota; Fungi; Ascomycota; Eurotiomycetes; Eurotiales; Aspergillaceae
Source: the annotation of a GenBank genome assembly
AUGGCACGAGAAAUGCGGAGAAGCGCAAGGCUGAAAGAGGUUAAAGCCGGCCGACCGACCCCACCUGACCCCCUCUUAGUCAUGCUCUGGGAAAAAAUGGUCAUCAUCCCACCAAGAGAUCUAGAUCACGCAUUCAACCCUACGAGAUUACUCUUCGACCUUCGAUUUGGAUACCAGGUUGACAGGAUGGGCGACUCUACAGAGGAAUCACAGCAAAACCCCUCGCUCCGACAGCCGAAGAAAAGAUUUGUUGGGCGACGAACAGCAGACGCCCAGGCACAAUCAUCACCGAGCGUCCAAGAUGUGGAAUCCACAAGCAUACAAAAAGCAACUCCCCGAAGAACCGCUAGAACACUAAACCAAGUCCCCGCCUCCGUCCUCGAAGACCCCGAAAUUCUCUCCGCCAUCGACCUCCUCCCCAAGAAUUACUCCUUUGAAAUCCCCAAGACAAUCCACCGCAUCCGAACCUCCGGCGCGAAACGCAUCGCUCUUCAGUUCCCCGAGGGUCUCCUCCUCUUCGCAACCACAAUAUCCGACAUCCUCACGCAGUUCUGUCCGGGAACCGAGACCCUCAUUAUGGGCGACGUCACCUACGGCGCAUGCUGUAUAGACGACUAUACGGCGCGCGCACUAGGCUGCGACCUGCUCGUCCACUACGCCCACAGCUGCCUGAUCCCCGUGGACGUAACCAAGAUCAAAACCCUUUACAUCUUCGUCGACAUCAGCAUCGACACGACACACCUCCUCGCCACACUCGAACGAAACUUCCAACCGGGAAAGACAAUCGCAACAGUCGGGACCAUUCAAUUCAACGCAACGCUCCACGGCCUCAAACCCGUCCUCGAGCGCGCAGGGUUCAAAGUCGUCAUCCCGCAAAUCACACCGCUCUCCAAGGGCGAGAUCCUAGGCUGCACGUCGCCAAACCUAUCAAACAGCGAAAUCGACUACCUCCUUUACGUCGGCGACGGUCGCUUCCACCUCGAGUCUGCAAUGAUCCACAACCCUACCAUCCCAGCCUACCGCUACGACCCUUACUCCCGAACCCUCUCCCGCGAAUCCUACUCCCACGAUGAAAUGCACUCUCUGCGCCGCGACGCGAUCAACACCGCCAAGUCCGCGAAGAAAUGGGGCAUCAUCCUCGGCUCGCUCGGCCGCCAGGGCAACCCGAAUACAAUGACGAUGAUUGAGAAUCAUCUCCGGGAGCGCGGGAUUCCCAUUGUGAAUUUACUGCUCAGUGAGAUUUUUCCGGGGAAGUUGGCGUCAAUGGCAGAUGUCGAGUGCUGGGUGCAGAUUGCUUGUCCGCGGUUGAGUAUUGAUUGGGGAUAUGCGUUUCCGCGACCGCUGCUGACGCCGUAUGAGGCGCUUAUUGCUUUGGGGGUAAAGGAGGACUGGAAUAAGACGCAUGAUGGGAUUUAUCCGAUGGAUUUCUAUGCAAAGGAUGGGUUGGGUAGGACGAAGCCCCAGGCUACUGUUCAGGCUGUGCAGGGGACUGCUUGA